CCACAUGACAGCAUCUGUGAAGAGUAAGUGUGGACUUCGGCAAGGGUGUCCUUUGUCGCCGCUGCUCUUCAUGCUCUACAUUGUAGGUUUAUCCCAAAAGCUGGAAGCAUCAGGGUGCGGGUACGCACUGCGGCACAAUGAGCAGGGGAGGGCAGUGACGACGAGGGUCCCAGCGCUGAUAUACGCAGACGACAUUGCGUUGCUGGCACACUCACCGGACGAGCUCCAGGCUUUGCUGGACAUAUGUGGGGACACAAUGGCCACACUCCAUCUGCGGUUCAACCCACAAAAGUGCGGCGUCAUGGUAUGGGGGCCGAAGAGCUACUCCGGGGAAGCAUGGUCUCUACAAGGAAGCACCCUACAGUGCACGGACAGGGUGAAGUACCUCGGAGUACACUUGAACACAGGGCCCAGAUAUCUUGAGCAGCACGAGCACGCACUGAGGAUGAAGGCAACAAGAUACCGGGGCAUCUUGGGUAGGCAGACGUUGUGGGCCUUCAACAGGUACGAAGUGAUGAGGGGGCUGUGGAAGAUGGUAGCGGUACCGGGGCUGACGUAUGGGAAUGCGGUGCUGUGCAUCUCAUCUGGUACAAGAGAAUUUCUGGAAAGACGUCAAAGAGAAGCCGGCCGAGUAGCCCUGGGCGUGCACCGACAGACACCUAUUGAGGCGAUACAGGGAGACGUGGGGUGGUCCUCCUUCGUGGCUCGUGAGGCGGUGGCUAAGGCAACGUAUGAGAAGCGUUUCAUGCGCCUCCCCAGUGCCAAUCUCGCGCGACAGGUGUGGGUGCACACCAACUUUGCCAGCUGCUCAACAAAGUGGGCACGUCGCACACGAAGCCUGCGGGACCGAUAUCACCUCCCCACUGUCUGUCUGGAAUCCACGCAGGGCGAGUGA
Rhipicephalus sanguineus (brown dog tick) is the source of this 895-nucleotide messenger RNA. RefSeq lists its product as uncharacterized. Bases 5 to 895 code for a protein of 296 amino acids. The record is from RefSeq and is a predicted model, not a curated record. Lineage: Eukaryota; Metazoa; Arthropoda; Arachnida; Ixodida; Ixodidae. The transcript has a single exon.